This is a messenger RNA of Anoplopoma fimbria (sablefish), 1254 nucleotides long. Its product is annotated as cell migration-inducing and hyaluronan-binding protein-like. The record is from RefSeq and is a predicted model, not a curated record. NCBI's taxonomy places the organism in Eukaryota, Metazoa, Chordata, Actinopteri, Perciformes, Anoplopomatidae. The annotation marks the transcript as partial. The transcript has 7 exons.
AUCUACGUCCAGACACGUAACCCUGCCAACCUGAACAUGCUGAUGGUGAGGGAUGAGUACCCUGAUCGGCCCCUGACACUGGAGGGCGCACUGGGGAAGAAGAAGCACUACCAGCAGUUCCAGCCGGUGAUCACACUGGCCAAAGGCUACACCAUCCACUGGGACCAGGCAGCGCCCGCUGAGGUCAUCAUCUGGCUCAUCAACUUCAACAAAAAUGACUGGAUCAACGUGGGCCUCUGCUACCCACAAGGCACCACCUUCACCGUCAUCUCCGAUAUCCACAACCGCCUGACCAAGCAGACCCGCAAGACCGGCGUCUUCAUGAGGACAGCGCAAAGGGACAAGAUCAACCACUCCCACCUGGCCAGAGGAUACUACUACUGGGAGGAGGACACUGGCCUGCUCUUCUUGAAGGUCAAGGCCCAUAACGACAGGGAACAGUUUGCCUUCUGCUCUGUCAAGGGCUGUGAGAGGGUGAAGAUCACAGCCGUCAUCCCUAAAGGCAGUCUACCCAGCAACUGCAUGGCCCAGGCCUACCCCAAACACGCUGAGCUGCCUGUUGUGGAUGUACCCAUGCCCAGAAAGAUACCUAAUGUCAGGCUGAACUCACCAGAACACUUCUUGGAGGUCAAACUGGAGUCCUACAACACUCGAUUUUUCCACAUCAAAGAAGACUUUGCUUUUACUGAGGUGAACAGCAGGAAGUUGUACCAGCCAGAAGAUGGGGUGCAACUGACAGUUAUUGAUGGACAUGAUGGGAAGGUGGUAGAGAACAAAGGCUUCAGGAACUCCAUCUUACAGGGCAUCCCGGCACAGAUAGACAACUACGUCACUGGACUGAGAGAUGGUUCAAUCGUCCUCCUUACAUCUAAGGGCCGUCUGGUUACCAGAGGAAGCUGGACUAAAGUCUUGGAAAGACUUGGAGCAGACAAAAGUAUCAAAUUGAAAGAUAAGCUGGCAUUUGUGGGCUUCAAGGGCUCCUUCCACCCUGACUGGAUCCAUAUGGAGGUGGACGCCAAUCGAGCCAAGAUCCAUCAGGUCUUGCCCAUCCCUGUGGUCCACAAGAUGAAGCUAUGAAAGGCAGGCAGAGUGGGGAGGACAGCAAAGAGACUAUGAAGCCCCCAGAUACUAACAUUCGUUGCCAAUCCCCCAAAACAAUGCACAGACACGCACUUACACAUGCACAUACACACUGCCAGCACCGCAGGCAGUUGCUCCAUGCCAUUGUAAAGGAUCAGUGGUGUUUUUUCUAGA